Molecule: messenger RNA, 447 nt
Organism: Penicillium lagena
Lineage: Eukaryota; Fungi; Ascomycota; Eurotiomycetes; Eurotiales; Aspergillaceae
Exons: 1
Coding region: 1-447 (148 amino acids)
Source: RefSeq, a predicted model, not a curated record
AUGCAAGACCUGCAGGUGAUUGGCCCGGUAUUGCCUCGAACCCCUUCCAACUUCGUCAGAAUCCGUCGGGUCAAGUGCGGAGAGAAGAGACCAUCGUGCACACGAUAUACAGGCGGGGGCCGAAACUGCGAGUACGAUCACGCCCCGUUCAUCGCUCUACAGAAUUUAUUGACGACAUCCUCACCUGUUCAGGGCGCCGCCCUUGAAUACUGCUUCUACCACGCCGCCCAAGUGCUAUCCGAUCCGCGCGAUUUCGGCUUCUGGCGUAGAUCAGCCGCGCCGAUCCCUGCCGUCUGGGAUGCAAUUGUCGCGUUGAGCACAAUGUAUGAGUCGCCCAAUGUGCUGUCCAGGUUGUAUGAUGCGUCCUCUGUGCGGUCCAGUGACUUGUCCUCGUACUUUUUCUCUGUUACAGUGCCAACUCAACGUCGACGGCAGGACUUGGCAUGA